Messenger RNA from Epinephelus moara (kelp grouper), 3048 nucleotides. RefSeq names its product 5-hydroxytryptamine receptor 3A-like. Gene Ontology annotation, biological process: signal transduction; monoatomic ion transmembrane transport; regulation of membrane potential. The record is from RefSeq and is a predicted model, not a curated record. Gene Ontology annotation, molecular function: extracellular ligand-gated monoatomic ion channel activity; neurotransmitter receptor activity; transmembrane signaling receptor activity. Lineage: Eukaryota; Metazoa; Chordata; Actinopteri; Perciformes; Serranidae. Gene Ontology annotation, cellular component: membrane; synapse; neuron projection. The coding region runs from base 160 to 1566 and encodes 468 amino acids. The transcript is spliced from 9 exons.
AGACAUGCAUGCAAAUUAUUCAGAAGGAAAAGCUGUAAAUUGAGUUGAGCCAGUCAGAAACAAGAAACACUAUUACCUCAGACUGUCCAGUUUUACCUUUUAAAACGUUGGGUCAAAUCAUGAAAGUAGGUCACUGAACAUAGCAGUGACACAAGCAAGAUGAAAGAAGUAAAGAUAGCCGGGCUCCUUUUCAUCAGCUAUUCACUGCUUUACGGUUUUGUUGCACCAUUGAACUGCACCAGCCCAACUCCUGAGGCCUUGUUUGAUGCAUUCGAGACUGAAUUAUUUCCUAGAAAACUACUUCGACCUGUAAAAAACUUUACAGAUAUCCUGAACGUAUCCAUCGAACUGAUUAUAGUGGGAAUUUUAGGAGUGAAUGAAAAAGACCAGACCUUAACAGUAUUCAUAUGGCAAAUCCUGGAGUGGGAAAUAGCGGGACUGAGCUGGGAUGAGAAGGAAUGUGGAACUACAAGAGUCUCUGUCCCUCGAGAAAAGCUUUGGGUCCCGGACAUCGUCAUCAAUGAGUUCAUGGACGAGGACAAAUCUCCCAAAACCCCAUAUGUCUACUUAUACAACACAGGUCGUGUAUUUGAUGAUAGGCCGAUCAGAGUGAUCGCCACCUGCAAAUUAGUCAUCUACACUUUCCCCUUUGAUAUCCAAAACUGCUCGCUGACCUUUGAACCAUACCUGCACUUCGCUGAAGACAUAGAGAUGAAUCAAAGACAUUCAGCUGCAGAGAUCCUGGAGGAGUCCAGGGAAGUGCUACAGACCAGAGGAGAGUGGGAGCUUGUUGAUAUCAAACAAGCUCAAACAACCCUUGAAAUUACAGAAGGAACUUACUCUGAGCUCAAAUACUUUAUCAUUUUGAGACGUAGGCCAAUCCUUUAUGUGGUAAACCUCCUGUUGCCCAGCUGCUUCCUCAUCACAUUGGACCUCUUCAGCUUCCUGCUGCCCCCCCAAAGUGUGGACCGGUCCUCCUUUAAGAUGACUCUCAUCCUGGGCUACACCGUUUUCCUGCUCAUCAUGAACGACCUGCUGCCUGUCACUGGAAAUAUAACACCUCUAAUAAAUGUUUUAUUCUCAGUGAGUCUGGCUCUGAUGGUGGGCAGCCUGUUGGAGACAGUGUUUAUCACCAACAUCCAGUUCAGUGCCAGAAAGGUGCCUCACUGGCUCAGUGUCCUUGUGCUACGUUAUCUAGCUGUUGUUGUUUGUCUCCCUCCAAAAAAGAAGAGCAACCGCGUCACAGUCUCCCUUCACCCACCUGCUAGAGCCAUGAGUCCCAGCAUCAUCUCUUCAAGAGAUCUUCAGAGCGUCUCUGGUGAUACACCUCAUGAGAAACCCCCUCCGGAUCCAGCCCUGGAUGAACUGAGGAAGCUGAGCAGAGAUCUCAUGGCCAUCCGCCUCCAGGUAGACAAACAUGCCCAGGGGAGCAAUACCACACAGGAAUGGCAAAUGAUCGGAUUAGUCAUUGACCGCCUGCUUUUUGGCCUGUACAUUGCCAUUAUCUCUUCCCUUUUUAUCAUUAUCAUAUCCAUCUGGGUCUGGAGUAACGCAGAACUUAGUUGACUUAAUGGAAGAGUUAAGUCAGACAGUUAUGUGGCUCAUCAGCAAAAGUUUGACCAGUUAGCAGCUUACACUUAGAUUUAUUAUUCAGUAGUUCGAGUAGAAGAUUCAGAAUCUGAGUUAUUUGAUGCAGGAAAACAAAAUGAAAUGCAGAAGACAUCCAGUAUGUAUAGAGGGAAUGAUUACACCAGGCUUAGCUUAUUUUAAUGUUUAUAUGGAUACCGACUGUUUUUUAUAGUAGAACUGAAAAAUGUGAACCUAUCCUCUAACCAGUAUUAAUUAUCUUCAUGAACAAUCAAUGGUUGAGUCCAAGUUAAAGUUUCUGUAUAAUUAAUUGGAGAUAUUCUGAUAAUAGACCCUAUAUUUUACGUAAUAUGUCAUGCCUACACUUCAAGCCCAAAACACACAAAAAAAAUGUCUCUUUCCUGAAAUCAUGACCUGGCUUCUCAAGAUAAUCCACAGACCUUGUUGUGAGCAGUUUUAUGUAGGAACUCUUUUCCAGAGAUGGGGAUUCGAGUCAUUGUGACUUGGACUUGAGUUGACUCGAGUCACUGUUUUGAUGACUUGUGACUUGACUUGACAAAAAAUAAAAGACUUGAGACUUGACUCGGACUUGGAAGUUAAAGACUCGGGACUUGACUUGACUUGAGACACGAUGACUUGAAUGACUUGAUUGUUAUUCACAUCAUGUUUUCGGUUAGAAUAUAAAAUUAAUAAAUUAAUUUAGAAAAUAAUGUCGAUUACCCGGUAGGAGCGCAGGCUGAGACUGGCGUUGUCAUGAUUGGAUCACUACCCUGUCAAUCAGUCAUGCCCUCUCUACGUACCUUACGUGUUUAUUGGAGAAACAGGCCCUCUUAUAUCAGAUAGGCAUCAACAUGUCAGUGGGAGAGGUACCGAGAGUCAUCGUCUUCGGCUUUCGGAAUUACCAUUAUUACGGCAAAAGAUGAACAGCACAGUGCAAGACAUGCGGCAUAAACAUCCCGGACAGCCAGGUGACAACUUCAAACUUUGUUCGUCGUUUGAAGAGCCAUUCUGCCCAGUAAGUGCUUGUCAAUUAGCUAAUAUUAUCUGGUUAGUCAGAUAAUUUAUUUGCUAACAUUAACCCCAGAAAACGUGAGCGAACAUUCCGACCGGUUCAUCACAAGACUGGCUGUACGUUUUAUGAACAAGCAACACGGGGUUAAAUGAGCUAAAUGGGUGAUUUUGGCCGCUGCCUUGGUUAGUGUGUGUGUGUGUGUGUGUGUGUGUGUGUGUGUGUGUGUGUGUGCGCGCACGCAUGGGGGUCGUCCCUGCAAAGUAAACAUUGCAGCGAUGAAGUCAAUGUUUACUGACAGUUACUUAUAUCUUGUCUUUUCACUUUAUUAAGAUCAGAUUCUGCAGGUAAAAUUACAAUAAUAAGGUGACUUGACUUGGACUUGACUUGACCUAUUACAGGACUUGACUUGACUUGACUUGACAUAAAAUGUGACUUGACUUGACUUGACU